Sclerotinia borealis F-4128 is the source of this 2262-nucleotide messenger RNA. Lineage: Eukaryota; Fungi; Ascomycota; Leotiomycetes; Helotiales; Sclerotiniaceae. The record is from the annotation of a GenBank genome assembly.
AUGAGCAACGGAGACGAACCUGAAUCUGCAUAUGCGAGUCAAGCUGCGAAGCUUUCCCACGUCGAGCCCGAGGAUGAUGAUGAUAAUGGGUCGGGAACGGCGAUAAGAGCAGAUUAUAUAACGCCAAGGGAUACCGUGGUUGUUAUGGAGGAUGGAGGGCGGUUACCAGGGCCACCGUUGGUGGAGGCGGAGAGAUUGAAUGGACUCAGGAGGCAGGCGAGAGGAAUGGGUGGUAAUAUGAUUAGUGAGGCCGAAGGGACCGACGAGCUUGUGAGUGAGGAGAAUAGGUUGGCGGCGGGCGAGGAAGGGCGGGGCUCACAUCAGCAUGGAGGUGAUGCGCGAACAUCAGGACAAGGUUCACUUCGACGAGCUAUGCCACCCUCGAGAACGCAUCCUUUAUUCCCACCUCUACCACUCUACGGCCCUUCGUCGAUUACGAGAGACUUACAGUGUUGGACAUUCAAAACAACGAGUUUCUUCUUGAGCUGUGCAUUCUUGGGGAUCAUUGUGAUGGGAGCGGGAUUUAUGAGUGUGCCGGUCAUUUGUAGGUAUCUUUGGUAUAAGGUUACUCUCCGGGAUCCGGACAGUGGAAGGAUAUUCUACGAGGAAGAGAGAAUGCGGAGAAGACGGAGGAGAGAAGAGGAGAGGAGUUGGAAGAAAAUGAAUCGUCGAAAAUAUUCUCAUGAAAACAUGGACGACAACGAAGAUGAAGCGGGACAAGGAGAAUUCGUACCGACAGAAGGAGGAACAGAUCCACUGAUUUGUGAUGUGGCAUAUUAUGCCCGAAGGGUAGGUUUGGAUGUCGAAGAAUUUAAAGUUCAGACAGAGGAUGGGUUUAUUAUUGUUUUAUGGCAUGUAUAUAACCCAAACGAAUAUACCCCUAUGUCAGCCGAACAACGUGCAGCUCGGGGCCCUGAAUUGUUUACUGGUCAAAGGCCAAGCCGACCACUCCCUUUAAAUACCAAUCGCAAACCGAAAUAUCCGAUCCUAAUGAUUCACGGGCUCUUGCAAUCAUCUGGUGCUUACUGCACCAAUGAUGACCAGUCCCUCGCAUUUUACCUAUGUAAACAAGGCUAUGAUGUCUGGCUCGGCAAUAAUCGAUGCGGUUUCAAGCCAGAACACACCCUUCUUACCUACUCCGAUCCUCGCAUGUGGGCCUGGAAUAUCCGCCAGAUGGGUGUAAUGGAUUUGCCAGCACUGACCUCUCGCGUUCUAUCCGUAACAGGCUUUCCCAAACUUGCUCUCAUCGCCCAUUCCCAAGGCACAACUGAAACAUUCGUCGCCCUCGCGAAAGAGCAGCGACCAGAAUUGGGCGAGAAGCUAUCCGUAUUUUGUGCAUUGGCUCCCGCCGUUUACGCAGGACCUCUCAUCGGGAAAGCUUAUUUCAAAUUCAUGCGCAUGAUCUCUCCUUCAUUCUUUCGCAUCAUCUUUGGCAUCCACGCUUUCAUUCCUUUUAUGAUGACUAUGCAUAAGAUUGUACCAGGAAGCCUUUAUGGAGCUAUGGGAUAUCAUGUCUUUCACUUUCUGUUCAAUUGGAGCGAUGCUAGAUGGGAUAAGGGGACCAGAGAUCGAUGUUUUCAGUUUGCCCCUGUGUAUGUUAGUGCCGAGAGUAUGAGAUGGUGGCUAGGGAGAGAGUGUUUCGCCGAACAGGAGUGCAUAUUAGCAACAAAGGAGGAGGGAAUGCAGGAAGAUGAGGAGGAUAGAUGGGUAUGGGGCGACACACCUGAUAAUUUGGAUAGUAACGAUGAGAAGAUAAAGUUGAAGUCGAAGUCGAAAGGGAACAAAGUAGUUGACGAAUCAUUAAGACCAGCCGAGACUGAGAUGCAAUCCAGAGCAGAAAUAAUGGAAAAGAAAAGAAAGAGGGGACUUAGAGGAAGUACAGCUUGGUACAAUGAACAAGUCCCCCCUUUUGCGCUAUGGGUGGCCGGAUCCGAUGAUUUGGUUGAUGGAAGGAGAUUGCUGCGGAGAUUCGAGAGAGGAAGAGAACCGUGUGUGAAAGUUGUGCAUCAGAAAGUCAUAGAAGAGUAUGAGCAUUUGGACGUUAUCUGGGCAAUAGACGUUCUCGACCAAGUAGGCCGAGAAGUCAAAGAAGUUAUUUGGAAAACGUGUUCGGAGUCUGAUCGAAUCAAGUGUCGGGUUCCGUUCGGUUGCGAAGAGGUGGAAAUCUGGGAUGGUGGAGAGAGGUCUGGAGUUGAGGUUGAAAGAGAUGGUGCUGGGAGUAGUCGGAGUCAAAGUGAUAGUGAUCGAGUUAUCUGGAAUUAG